AUGCAAAAUAAUUAAACUGAUGAGUUUUACCUCAGAUAUUAGUAAAAUAUAAGAUGUAUUGAUAGUGUUGGACAUAAGGGCGUUUAUGGACAUGAAUUUCUUGAGUUUGAAUUCAGAAGUGAUGGAAGAUUACGUUAUGCAAAUAAUUCUAACUAUAAAGCAGAUGUGUUAAUCAGAAAGGAGUGUUAUGUUUCUGAGUCAGUGAUUUCAGAGUUCAAAAGAAUAAUUGAAGAAUCAGAAAUAAUAAAGUACUGAUUGAAUAUUAUUUGAUAAGAGAAAACGAUUCAAAAUGGCCAGCUCCAGAUAAAAUUGGAAGAUAGGAAUUGGAAAUUAAAUUAGGAAAUGCACACAUUUCAUUUACAACAUCAAAACUCGGAUCAAUACAUGAUGUAUAAAGCAGUCAAGACCCAGAUGGCUUAAGAGUUUUCUUUUACUUGAUCCAGGAUUUGAAAUGCUUUGUGUUUUCAUUAAUAGGACUUCAUUUUAGAGUAUGCAUCUCCUUAAUUAUAAUAGAUAAAACCUGUGAAUUGA
Paramecium octaurelia is the source of this 531-nucleotide messenger RNA. The record is from the annotation of a GenBank genome assembly. Lineage: Eukaryota; Ciliophora; Oligohymenophorea; Peniculida; Parameciidae.